Messenger RNA from Protobothrops mucrosquamatus (brown spotted pit viper), 2411 nucleotides. RefSeq names its product pyridoxal dependent decarboxylase domain containing 1 (gene PDXDC1). The coding region runs from base 23 to 2356 and encodes 777 amino acids. Gene Ontology annotation, molecular function: carbon-carbon lyase activity; pyridoxal phosphate binding. Gene Ontology annotation, biological process: carboxylic acid metabolic process. Lineage: Eukaryota; Metazoa; Chordata; Lepidosauria; Squamata; Viperidae. Gene Ontology annotation, cellular component: intracellular membrane-bounded organelle. The record is from RefSeq and is a predicted model, not a curated record. The transcript is spliced from 23 exons.
CGCCGCCGGAGCACCCGCGGCCAUGGAGGGCUCCCUGGAGAAGAUGGUUGACCCUACCUUAGCAGAAAUGGGAAAGAAUCUCAGCGAGGCCAUGAAGCUGCUUGAAGAUAGUCAAAGGAAAGCAGAAGAAGAAAAUGAAAAGAACUACACAAGGAAGGAUAUUCCUGGGCCACUUCAAGGCAGCGGACAAGACAUGGUGAGCAUUCUCCAGUUUGUUCAGACUCUAAUGCACGGGGAUGAAGAAGAAGAAUCACUACAGUCUUAUCGGCUUCAAAAUGUGGGGGAACAGGGACAUAUGGCUCUCUUAGGACACAGCUUGGCGGCGUAUAUUUCCAUCCUGGACAGGGACAGACUGAGAAAACUUACUACCAAGAUCCUUUCGGAUACAACUCUGUGGCUUUGUAGGCUCUUCAGGUUUGAAAAUGGGUCAGCCUAUUACCAUGAAGAUGAUCGCGAAGGGCUUUUAAAAGUCUGCAGGCUGGGGAUUCACUCCCGCUAUGACGAUUAUGCCACCGAAGGGUUUAAUGCCUUAUAUAACAAGCAGCCGGUGGUGUACAUCAGUGCUGCCGCAAGAACUGGCUUGGGCCAAUUCCUCUGUAGUCAGCUCGGCUUACCUCUUUCCUGCAUGUGCCGAGUGCCGUGUAACACCAUGUUUGGCUCCCAGCAUCAAAUGGAUGUUGCUUUGUUGGACAGACUGAUUAAGGAGGAUCUUGAAUCUGGAAAGCUGCCUAUCUUACUGGUGGCCAAUGCCGGCACCCCAGGGGCAGGGCACACAGACAAACUCGGGCGACUCCGGGAACUCUGCCGGCAACACGGCAUGUGGCUCCACGUGGAAGGGGUGAAUUUAGCCACUCUGGCUUUGGGUUACGUCUCAUCUUCCAUACUGGCAGCAACCAAAUGCGACAGCAUGACACUGACGCUUGGACCGUGGUUGGGUCUUCCAGCAGUGCCUGCAGUGACUCUUUACCGACAGGAGGAUCCUUCUUUGUCGUUAGCAGCAGGCCUGACCUCCAGCCAGGUAGCAGAGAAACUGCGUGCCCUGUCCCUCUGGCUGUCCUUGCAGUACCUCGGCCACGAUGGGAUCGUGGAAAGAAUUAAGCAUGCCUCACAGCUGAGUCAGCGGCUACUGGAAAACCUGAAGAACCAAGAUUUUAUUCGAACCUCAGUCGAAGAUGAAUUUAGCUCUCCUGUGGUGGUGUUCAAGUUUUCCCCAGAAAAGUCACAUAUAGAUCAGAUGCUACAAGCUGCGCAAUUGUCAGCGGUCACCGGGAAUGAGGGAGACAUUUGUGAUACCUUUAACCAGUGGCUUGGAGAGCAACUGGCUCAGUUGGUCCCUGCCAGUGGGGUGGAUCUGGUGGAUCUGGAGGACGAAGGCACCUGCGUGCGUUUCAGCCCUUUAAUGACUUCUGCAGUUUUAGGCACUGAAGUUCAAGACGUGGAUCAGUUGAUGGACUGCUUAAAAAUGAAGGUCCCCGUUCUGAACUGCACUUUGCAGCUGAGAGAGGAAUUCGAACAGGAAGUGAAGAGAACCGUCGGCUUGUCCUAUGUGGAAGAUUUUAGCUGGCCUGGCCUUGGGGUGGUCAGGUAUAAGGGCCAAAAUGAAGAGAUGUCGGAGAAAGACGCGGAGAAGAUAAACAUCUGCCUUUUGAAGAAGCUCAACGAACUGGAAUCAGACCUGUUAUUUUCUUUAGGGCCAGAAUUUGGAGCAGAGAAGAACUGCAUUUAUAUCGGGAUGGUCACCGAGGAUCUAGAUGUCCCUGAGCUGGUGGAAACUAUUGCAGCAACUGGCCGUGAAAUUGAAGAAAAUUCAAAGCUUUUGGAAAACAUGACCGAGGUGGUUCGAAAAGGCAUCCAAGACGCCCAGGUUCAGUUGCAGAAAGCCAACGAGGAACGCCUCCUGGAAGAGGGUUUGCUUCGACAAAUUCCUAUGGUGGGCUCUGUCCUCAAUUGGUUUUCCCCAUUUCACGCCUCAGCAAAGGGACAGACGUUCAACCUAACGGCAGGUUCUUUAGAAUCCACAGAGACAACGUAUGCAUCCAAAGUCCAGGGCACGGGGGUCACCCCGCCUCCCACUCCCACAUCAAGCCGUGCUAAACAGAAGUUUCCUGGUCAAAAACUGUUUAGACGGGCCGGGAGGAACUCGGAUGGGGUCAGCGAGACCAGUUCCGUGAGCCAAGCUGCCGAUUUAGACAGAGGAGAAUUCGCCGCUUCUCCCGUCAAGCCGGAGAACACGGAGCCGUCGAGCGAAGGCAUGACGCCUUUCACCCAGGAAGCCUCGAACGCUUCCCCAGGCACCAAGUCUCAAGCCUCGGGAAUUGACCCCUCGCCAUCCGAGGAGAAAGAGAGUCUUAGAUAAAAAUCAAGAAUCUGCGCAUUAAGACUUUGUGCAGGGGAGGCGGGGAAGGGGGAAA